Leptidea sinapis is the source of this 1914-nucleotide messenger RNA. RefSeq names its product organic cation transporter protein. The coding region runs from base 54 to 1721 and encodes 555 amino acids. Gene Ontology annotation, biological process: transmembrane transport. The record is from RefSeq and is a predicted model, not a curated record. Gene Ontology annotation, cellular component: membrane. Gene Ontology annotation, molecular function: transmembrane transporter activity. The transcript is spliced from 8 exons. Lineage: Eukaryota; Metazoa; Arthropoda; Insecta; Lepidoptera; Pieridae.
UUUGAAUCGACACAACACUCGCAGGGAAGAGACUUGUUAAUAUUUUAAUUAAUAUGGAAUCUGUUUACGAUCGCGGUCUAAUAGAAGUUGGUGAUAAUGGGAAGUUUCAACGAUAUUUCGAUUUUAAAUACAACAUAAUAGUUGUAUUUCUUUGGAGCAUGGCCUUUAUGAAUAUUGUGUUAUCCUUAGCUAUUAUGCCCUAUACGUGUAAAUUACCGGAGAAACCACAAAAUGUUAGUGAUUAUGAAUGGAAGGCGAAAUAUUUACCAACGCGAAAGGAUGUUAACGGAGAGAUGAAAUUUUCAAGUUGUCUUAUUUAUAAUGAUCCUGAUACCACAAACGCAACUAAAGAAUGUGAUUCGUAUAACUUCGAUAAAACUUGGUACGAAUGGACAAUUCCAUCAGAAAAAAAUUGGGUAUGCGAUAAAGAAAUAAAUGUUGCCAAUAUUUAUGCGUAUAGUAAAAUAUCAGAAGCCUUCGGAUCCGUUUUCUUUGGUUGGUUCGGAGAUGUAUACGGACGUCGACCAACCUACAUUUUAUCGCUAACAAUGAUUGUAAUUGGACGAAUUGUUUCCCUCGUCGCAGGCUCUUCUUUUAUUGUUUUCGUCAUUGGUUGUAUAAUAGCUUCUCUACCUUCCUGGUCAGUACCACAAACCGUUUCGGUUAUAUCAAUGGAAAUGUCAUCCUCAUCUCGAAGAACUGUUACUACAACUUUGCGAUAUACAGCUUUCAGCAUUGGCUUAGCAAUUAUGCCAUUUCUAUAUUGGUGGCUCAGGGAUUGGAAAACAUUCAUUAUUGUAACUACGGCCCCUCUGCUUCCAUUUGUGUUACUUUCUUGGAAAAUAACCGAAUCACCAAGAUGGAUGUUUGUGGAAGGCAAUGCAAAAAAAUGUAUAAGAACGAUGAAAAAAAUAGCUCAAACGAAUGAUUUUAAGUUGAGUCAUGACAUAGAAAAAGAAAUGUUAUCUACCACUUAUUCAAAUAACGCGCAGUGGUUUGGACCAUUUGCAUUAUUUUCGAGCAAGAGAUUGGCGUUGAAUACAAUACUACUCUUAUUACUUUGGAUAUUCGUUUCCAUCAUGUAUGCUGUAAUGCUAUUAAGUGUAGGUGAAACGUCACAAUCAAAUCCGUUCCUUGAAUUCUCUAUACAGUCAAUUGUUGAAAUUCCAUCCAAUUUUUUGGGAGCUUGGCUGUGUGAUCGCAUCGGUCGUCGGCGUUCAGCUGUUUCAUCACUCAUAGUCAUCGCUUUGAUGUGGUCUGUUGUUACUUUCCGUGAAAUGACAUCUCUGGAAUGGUUACGGCUGCCAUGGAUAGGUAGUGCCUUGAUUGCAAUAGGAAGGUUGACAAUAUCGAUUACAUUUUUUGCAAUAAACCUGAUGAAUCUGGAAAUAUACCCAACCUGCUUGCGACAAUCGGGACUAUCUCUGGGGAAUGUUGUAUCAAGUGUAUCUGCUGCAAUAUCUCCAUACAUAUUGUUCUUGGGACGUCGAGUUGAUUCCCGAUUACCUGGAUUGAUAUUGACAAGCGUAUCUAUAUUCAGUGUAUUUACGUCAAUGUUCCUGCCGGAAACAUUGAAUGCUAAGUUGCCCGAAACAAUAGAAGACGCACAAAAAUUUGGAGAAAAAAUUAAGAAAGAAUACUCUAAAGUAUCUACAAAGGAAGGAGACUUAGAAAAUAUUAGCUCAACGAAAGAAAUUCUAAAACGACAACAAUACAGUUGAACGAACAAACUAUUGAAGACUGAAUGGAUUAAGUAGGUUAUGUUUUUUAAAAAUCAGUUAAAUAGGCAUUUAAUAUUCACAUGCUUUGAUAUGUUUAAUUAUAAUCAAGACUGCUAUCCUUGGUUCAAUUUAGUUGAGCCCACGAAAAUUAUAGUCAAUGCUACAAUUUUUGUCAAUAAAGUUUUUGAAUAUA